AUGGAUGUUGUCAAAAUCCUCUCAACUGAUACAAUCAAGGCAUUAAAAUUCAGUGAUAAAGAAAUCGAUUUGACUCCAUGGGAUCUCCAGUAUUUUUCUGGUACACCCAACAAAAAAGGCCUUCUUUAUCACCACCCAGUAGUAUCAAACCAAAUUCAACAGUUAAAACACUCUUUAUCAUCUGCACUUGAAUUUUUUCAACCUCUUGCAGGUCGUCUCAAAAUAACGGACCACAAAGACGAUAUUAUCUCGUGUUCCGUUAUUUGCAACAAUGCAGGUGUGCUCUUUACUCAUGCAUCUGUAGAAAAUACUUGUGUUGCAGAUAUCUUAAAACCUACCUACGUUCCUUCAAUCAUCGGUUCAUUUUUCCCUUUCGUCGGGGUUAAGAACUAUGAAGGAACGUCACAGCCGUUGUUGGCUGUUCAAGUCACGGAGCUAGUCGAUGGCAUCUUCAUUGGUUGCACAUUUAACCAUGUGGUUGUUGAUGGAAAUUCCAUCUGGCAUUUCAUUAAUUCAUGGGCUGAAAUUUCACGUGGUUCUUGUCAUCAUCAAAUAUCGAAACUUCCAAUAUUGGAUCGUUGGUUUCCAGAUGGUGUUCAACGUCCCAUACAAUUUCCUUUUACGAUAGAGCCACACAAAAAUCACUCUGAUGGGGCGAGUUCUUCACCAUUUGAUGAAGAACCCAAUCUAUCAGAGAGAAUAUUUCAUUUCUCAAAGGAGAAAAUCUUGCAAAUGAAAUCAAAUAUCAAUAAACAAAUUGAUAAUACUAUCAAAAUAUCUUCCUUACAAGCGAUUUUAACUCAUGUUUGGUGCUCUUUCGUUCGUUCCAAACAAUUUGAUCCACAAGAAGAAACCCAUAACAUAUGUUUGAUAGGGGUUGGACCACGAAUUGUUCCACCAUUGCCAGAAGGUUAUUUUGGAAAUGCAAUUAUAGGUUGUAUAACUACAAUGAAAGCCGGAGAUUUGUUGAAGGAAGAUGGUGUAUGCAACGGCGUGAGUGAGAUGAACAAGUUAAUUGCUUCACACUCUAAUGAGAAGAUAAAAAAUCACUACAAAUCUUGGUUGAAAAAUCCAAAUAUUAUUAAGCGUAGUAGCAAGCCGAAAGAUAAUUUCUUACUCAUAAGCAGUUCUCCUCGUUUUGAUGUUUAUGGUAAUGACUUCGGAUGGGGAAAGCCAAUGGCAGUUCGGAGUUCAAAUAAAUUAAAUGGAGUUGUUAGUGUGUUUGCUGGAAUAGAAGAAGGAAGUAUUGAUCUUCAAAUCCGUCUUCCUUUCAAUAUUUUAGAAGCAAUGGAAAAUGACUUUAGUUCAUAA
Messenger RNA from Vicia villosa (hairy vetch), 1311 nucleotides. Its product is annotated as protein ENHANCED PSEUDOMONAS SUSCEPTIBILITY 1-like. Bases 1 to 1311 code for a protein of 436 amino acids. The record is from RefSeq and is a predicted model, not a curated record. Lineage: Eukaryota; Viridiplantae; Streptophyta; Magnoliopsida; Fabales; Fabaceae. The transcript has a single exon.